UUGGCGACGAGGUGUCUUCUUGUAUACUUCUUUUUCUUUCAAUAUUUCUCGUCUAUCUCUUUGGAAUAGAACAUGGAUCUAUGAUCUGUUCUGCCGUUUAAUUGUCGUUGUUCAUCCAUGUGUUUUCACUGCUGAAGCAUCUUUUUUCUCCCGUUUGUAGCACGAGGCGUCGUGGAAGAUGCUGCGGAUUGAGUUGUUACAUUUCUCACUUUUCAUUAUCCGGUGACAUUCCAGUCUAAAAUAAAUAAGCAUCAUGUUUAUUCUCACAACCAUCUCCGACCUAGUCCAAAUUUCCCCUGAGGACUUUUCAAAACUUAGCGCGGUUGCAAUCGAGGAUAAUAUUAAUGAGAAAUAUGCUAAUAAGGUCAUCCAAAAUGUUGGCCUAUGCAUCAGUUUUUACGACUUGCUCGAGUCCUCUGAUGGCCUGAUUGGACAUGGCACUGGCCUUGUCAAUGUCAAUGUUAAAUUUCGAUUAAUUGUCUUCCGACCCUUCAAGGGCGAGAUUAUCCUGGGGAAAAUCACCAGUGGAACAGAGAACGGCAUUAAAAUCAGCCUUGAAUUCUUCAAUGAUAUCUUUAUACCCCCCAGCCUUUUACUGGACGGUGCUAGAUUCGACUUCGCCGACCAAGUCUGGAUCUGGGAUAACGGCGAAGGCGCAAUUUUCUACUUUGACAUUGGCGAGACGGUGCGCUUUCGAGUUGAGGCGGAGGAGUGGCAUGACCAGAUCCCAGACGCGCCUGAUGAUCAGGAAGGUGGGGCGGUUAUGGAGAGGAAGCCGCCGUAUUCUAUUAUUGGGUCUAUGCAGAUUGCGGGCCUGGGACUCGUUGCCUGGUGGUCAUAAGGAUUGCAGGUUCUAUAUGACUUGAUGGGACUGCAUAAGGGAUGAAACGGAUAUAAAAAUGAUUGCGAAUCCCCUACACGGGAUUGUUCGAUUGAGCGUUUUUCGUUUUUUAUGUGAUGUUAUUGAGUCCUUGUUCGCUAGAAUAUUCCUGUAGCUAUAUGCUCUACUAAAACUUUCCCUCUAGAUAAUUUUAGGUCCAGUUUUAUGCGAGAUAUAGAACAUCUAAUAUACGACCCUAUUUUAGUAGGACGAUUAUCUCUAUACUUUUUCACAAAUUUUCCCGCGCCCACUCCUCCGCCGUCAUCGCAUGAAUCCCCUUCCGGAAAUUCCACGUCUCCUCCAAAUCCCAUGCAACACCCUUCCCCGCCCCAAAAACAGCAUAGUACUUCAACAACGCAUUAUCGGGCUCCCUCUCCAACCUCUCCAGAACCUGCGGAACCGUCAAAACCGAUCUCUCAACUUCCCUCCCCGUAACCUUCACCACCAAAUCGGCCACCUGCGCAUAACUUAGCGUAUCCCCACCGACAAACACAGGCCCAUUAGCGCCCAGCAACCCGUCAUCGCCCAACACGAUCUCAGCUGUUAAUCUACCAAUAUCCGCCGGCGCGGUGACAGUCACCCGAUUCUCCCACCCGCCCAGCGCCCGCACCCUCGCACUCUCCCCCCUUGGUGCCGGCAGAUCCACAACGCCAAACCCCGCCGCGAACAAGAAACUCGUAAACAUCCCCGUGGACACCACGGUCCACCGCGUCGUCUCCUGCGCGCGCAGCAGCCCGCGCACAUCUAGCUGCUCGUCGAAGAGGUCGUGCGCGGAGCCGCGGCCGAUGGCGUCGUAGUCCACGCCGAACUGCCAGGGGAUGUAGAAGGGGACGCCGGCGGCGAGGACGGCGCGGGUUAUUUUCAGCUGGGUGCCGGGGCCCGCGACAAAGCCGGCGCAGCUGAUUAUGAGGUCGUAGGGGCGGAAGAGGGCGGUGAGGGUUUCGGGGGAGUCGGCGGCAAUGUCGCCUGGGACUAG
Blastomyces dermatitidis ER-3 is the source of this 1856-nucleotide messenger RNA. RefSeq names its product DNA-directed RNA polymerase III subunit RPC8. The record is from RefSeq and is a predicted model, not a curated record. Lineage: Eukaryota; Fungi; Ascomycota; Eurotiomycetes; Onygenales; Ajellomycetaceae. Bases 254 to 841 code for a protein of 195 amino acids. Gene Ontology annotation, biological process: transcription initiation at RNA polymerase III promoter; DNA-templated transcription. The transcript is spliced from 7 exons. Gene Ontology annotation, cellular component: RNA polymerase III complex.